GAUCGCAGGGCAGACAGGCAGAGUGUAAAAUGGCGCACAGCUGUCGGUGGCGGUUCCCCGCUCGGCCCGGGGGGAGCAGCAACUCCGGUACCGGGAGGAAAGCGGGCCGGAUCAGAGUUACUGCCUCUCUGCAGAGUGUUUCGGGAGCCCAUCAAAACGCAGCGGGGCUCGGACCUGGCUUUGACGCUGCACUACAAGUCUCCUCGGUUAUCAGAAGCAAUCUGCAGAAAUUUCGGGAUGUUUUGGGAGAAUCGAGUGACUCUAGCAGUGGAGAGGAUGAGGUGUUUGGAGGAUUUGGAUCCAUUACAGAACAGAAAAGAAUACACAGUCCUUCAACAGCUUCAUCAGACACUCCCACACAAGAGAGGAAACCCAGAGGUCGCCCCCCACGAGUCCUGUCCGCCCAGAAGCCUUCUUCGCCCUCCCCUUCUUCACUAUCUUCACCCACACAAGCUCAACCUGAGGCUCUUGAAAAGCCGGCUGAAAGGAUAAAGAGACUGCCAGGGAGGCCACCUGGUGCAGGGGAAAAGAGAAGAGGUCGCCCUCCUUCAAAUAAUAAGAAAUCUUGGGGUACAAGUGCACCAGAUGACAAACAUACAGGGAUUGAGCUGGAUACAGAAGAGGAAGAUGAAAAGAAGGACAAGUCUCACCACACUGAUGCCAAGCUUUCCAAGGCUAGCAGCUUAAAGAGACUGAGGACCACAAAACUCUCACCUCUUAAGUCACGGCUCAAGACUUUGUCAGGUGUACCCCGACGUAGGCGUGGCCGACCGCCUUCAGCUGAGCGGCUCAAAGCUGAAGCAGCUGCUGCCACUAAGCGUGGUAACUCUGCUCUAAGGAAUGAAGAUGGUGCUGAUAACCAAGACUCUUCCAAUGCUCCAGUUUCACCAUCACCUUCCACACCCAGCAAAACUGCUGGUCUUAGAAAAAGCCCUCGACAUAGAAAGCCAGUCAGGAUAGUUCCCUCUUCAAAACGCACAGAUGCAACAAUUGCUAAACAGCUCCUUCAACGAGCUAAAAAAGGAGCCCAGAAGCGUUUAGAAAAAGAAGCUAAUGGUGGAAGUGGGGCAAGUGCCAUUGAAGCUGGAAUCAGAAAGACACAGUUGAAGAACAUCAGGCAGUUUAUUAUGCCUGUAGUUAGUACAGUUUCCCUUCGCAUUAUCAAAACUCCAAAACGCUUCAUUGAAGAUGAGGGUAGUUUUGGAACACCACAAAUGAAGAUGCCACGUUUAGAAACAACUAGUACUGUGUCCACGUGCUCACAACCUCCCCCAGUUGUGUCAUCCUCUGCUUCACCCGUACCAGUCUCUUCCACAACAGCUGUCAGCAGCACUGGGGUCACUGCUCCAACAGAAGCCCUUCCUCCACCUCCAGCCCCUACCCCAAUUGCCACAAUCCCAUCAGAAUCAAAAAGUGUUAACAAUGACCCAAAUGAUGCUACUAAUGGGAGAUUUAGCAGUACGGCAUCCUGUGGUUCAAGUGCAGUGUCCCAGCAUUCUUCUCAGCUCUCAUCUGCAGAGUCCUCACGGUCCAGCAGCCCAAGUCUGGAGGACUCUACCUGUGAGUCUCAAGGCUCAGAGGGCACACAGGCUUUAUCAGAGCCUGAGGAUAACUCCCUUUCUUUACAAGAAGAGAGAGAAACCAAUGAGAUGCACAGCUCCAGGCCUGUCUCUCCUCCCUCUGAACCUGAGCCAGAGCAUAUGCUGGUUGAGAGGAAUCGACGUGGACAUAGAAGUCAAGAGGUGGGACGGGGAAGUCAGAACCAGAGGGUCAGAGAAAUCCUUACAACAGUGCCCAAAAAGCCCAUCAUUAGUCCUCCAACAGGUGUGCUGCUCUCCUCCACAGCCCAUGUGAAUACCCAGCAAGCUUCAUCUACAGCCUCAUCCUCCUCUUCACCUCCACCCCCACCACUUCUCAGCCCUCCACAGCCACCUCCUUCAGUCUCCAACACAACUGCUAUCAGUGAACACCAUGCACAGUCACCUUGGAUCUCUCACUCCAUGCCUCCAUUUUGCUCUGGGCCAUCCGUACUUUCUGGAUUGGCUGACAAGCGCAGUCGAUCCAUUUUACGUGAACCAACUUUCCGUUGGACGUCACUGUCACACCCUGAGCAACAGUACUUCUCAUCAGCAAAGUAUGCCAAGGAGGGUCUUAUACGCAAGCCCAUCUUUGACAACUUCCGUCCUCCACCUUUAACCCCAGAAGACGUAGGGCUAAUACCACAAAGUGGGACAGGUGGAGUUACACCAGUCACAUUCCCAGUACCAAGCAGUGGGGGAGGAACAAAAGCUCUUUUUGGUCCUCUCCAACCUCAUUUGCACACCCAACAAUCUUCCUCUUCCCGUUUUGAUGCACCACUUCAGAAGCGUACUCCAUUGCUACGUGCUCCUCGCUUUACUCCUAGUGAGGCCCACUCUCGCAUUUUUGAGUCUGUGACUUUGCAAUCAUCUUCUGGAAGCAGUCCUGGCUCGUUGUCUCCUCAGCAAUCAUCCACAAGUUCAAGUCGAACUUCCAAGCGCAAAAGGCGACCGGUAUCUGGAGCGCUUCGUGGUCAUUUGCGGUCUCCUUCCCAUUCAAUGACCAGACGGAGCAGCCAAAUUGGGGGACAAACAUCAAGGGGUAAAAACUCAGAGAAGUCUCUGUUAUCAGGCUCUGUUUCUAGUAAUAAUCCCAGUUCUAUACCAGGGGUCUCUGCCAGUCCACAUACCGCAAGUGCCUUAACUUCCUUCAGCACCUUCUCCACAAUGACCCUGGGUCUUGGUGCACAGGCAACACCUGACAGCAGAAGAGGAGCUGCUGGAACCACACCGCUGUCCACUGCAGCAUCAGCUUCUUCCCCACUCUUUCCACUUUUCCCAACCACUGCACAGGACCAAGGCAGAGGAGUGGGAAAGGGUAAAGAGAGAAGCUUGUCAGCACCACAAGACUCUAGUCAUAAAGAAAAAGAUAUAGACAAAACCAGAGACAAAGAAAAAGAGAAUAAGAGGGAGAACCGGAAGGAUUUGGAAAAAAGAGGCAAAGUUUCAUCACGGGAUGGUUCACCAAGUACACCCUCCAGUCACUUCAGUGUUGAUGGAAAAGAGUCUGAAGCCCUCUCUUCAAAAAAGACUCUUGGACGCAAAAAGUCAGCAACUGUGGAUACAGGUUCUGAUUCUGUUUCUUCAGAAAGCCGCAUGGUCCAAUCCAAUUUGCAGUCAGCUGUUGGUAAAGGCCGUUUUUCUAAAAAAGGACGACCUUCUGAAAGAGCGGUAGAGGUUGAAAUUGAAGAGAAAGACAAACAAAAUGGUUCCAGCCCACAAACGGCAAGUCUUUCCGGCCAAGCAAACAGACAACUACCAGUCUCCUCAGUUCUGGCUCAAGCAGAGAAGCAACCUGUUACUGACAAGCGUGUAGUCGGACUGCUAAAGAAGGCUAAAGCUCAGCUUUUCAAGAUAGAAAAGAGUAAGAUGAAACCUGCUGAGCCAACUAAGCUAAUGGGGCAAGAAAGUGAUUCAUCAGAAACCUCAGUCCGUGGUCCACGCAUCAAACAUGUGUGUCGUCGUGCAGCUGUGGCCCUAGGCCGCAAUAGGGCAGUGUUUCCUGAUGACAUGCCCACACUCAGUGCCUUGCCCUGGGAGGAGAGAGAAAAAAUUUUAUCAUCCAUGGGAAAUGAUGACAAGUCAUCUGUAGCGGGCUCUGAAGAGGCAGAGCCACAAUCUCCUCCAAUAAAGCCACGGGAAACACGACACAAGCCUGUUCAAGAAGCUCCCCCUAAAAAAGGACGGCGCUCCCGGCGCUGUGGCCAAUGCUCAGGCUGUCAGGUACCUGAAGACUGUGGUGAAUGUACUAACUGUCUUGACAAGCCAAAAUUUGGAGGAAGAAAUAUCAAAAAGCAGUGCUGCAAGAUGAGGAAGUGUCAGAAUCUACAAUGGAUGCCCUCAAAGAUGUUUCUUCAGAAGCAAGGGAAAGGCAAAAAGGAUAAGCGAAAGAACAAGGUGUCAGAGAAGAAGGAUUCUGUAAAUCCGGUUAAAGGGCCUAAUAUAGACUCUACUAUGAAACCUACUCCUUCACCAGCAAAGGAGGAGCCUUUGGGUAAAAAGAGUGCAACAUCUCCUUUAAAGCUCUCAGAGGACAAAUUUAGAGACCAGCCAUCAGAACAAUCAUCUCCCCUGACAACAUCCCCUCCACAUGUUGACACUUCGGAACCCCCUGUACAAACUCAAGAUCUGUCUCCGGUCCCAGAAGUGACCAAUGCAUCCAGUCUGCCCAGUAAGAAAGGACACAAAGCUCAACAGUCAGUGGAAACGUCUUCAUCCUCCUCUUCUUCUACUUCAUCAUCCUCCUCUUCCUCCUCCUCAUCAUCGUCAUCAUCCUCAUCCUCAUCAUCAUCUUCAGCACAGAACUCUCCAGCUAAAACAACAUCAGCUCACCAACAAACCCAACAGCAGCACUGUCCAACUAAUAAUCAGACAAUGUCAAAAAAGGAACCUCCCAAACUCCAAUCAAGUGAGCCCAGGAGAAAGCAGCAGUCUUCAAGUCAACACAGCUCAGUUACACCAGAUCCAGCAGAUUUAAAGCUAUCAAAAAGAUCAACUUCACGGUCUGUCCCUCCAUCUCCAAAACAGAGGCCAAAAGACAAGGCACUGACCUCUAAACCACCCAGCAGCAGUAAUUUAAACUGGUUGAGCACUCCCUCGACUAGGGGCCCAACAAAGUUCAGAGCACCCCCCUGCGACGGAGUGCAUCGCAUCAGAGUGGAUUUUAAGAGGGACCAUGAUGUAGACAAGGUGUGGGAGGCAGGUGGUCUCAGCCUACUCACCUCUGUGCCGGUCACACCCAGAGCUCUCUGCUUCUUAUGUGCAAGCAGUGGGAAUGUGGAGUUUGUUUACUGCCAGGUGUGCUGUGAGCCAUUCCAUCUUUUUUGUCUGGGGGAGUCUGAGCGCCCUCUGCAAGAACAGUUUGAAAAUUGGUGUUGCCGAAGGUGUCGAUUUUGUCAGGCUUGUGGGCGCCAACACCAGAAAACAAAACAGCCACUACUUGAGUGUGACAAGUGCCGUAACAGCUAUCACCCGGAGUGCCUGGGUACUAACCACCCUACCAGACUCACCAAAAAGAAAAAAGUCUGGGUUUGCAGCAAAUGUGUGCGCUGUAAAAGUUGUGGGGCCACUAAGCCUGGAAAAUCAUGGAAUGCCCAAUGGUCACAUGACUUUUCAAUGUGUCAUGACUGUGCCAAACUCUGUGUUAAAGGGAAACAUUGCCUGCUGUGUGAUAAGCGCUAUGAUGAAGAUGAUGACGGUGAAAGCAAGAUGAUGCAAUGUUGCCAUUGUAAAUGCUGGGUUCAUGCCAAGUGUGAGAAAGUGACAGAUGAAAUGUAUGAGCUGCUGUCCAAGCUCCCGGAGAGUGUUGGCUUCACAUGUACUAAAUGUACAGAGUGCUACCCGACCCAGUGGCGAACAGAAUUGGAAAGGGAGCUUCAGGGUUGCAUUCGCCAUGUCCUUAAUGCCUUGCUGAACUCUCAUACGUCCAUGCAUCUUUUGCGCUACAGACAGCAGACAGUGAAACCUCCAGAACUAAACCCAGAAACAGAGGAAAGCCAGCCAUCCCGCCGCUCUCCAGAGGGGCCCGAUCCCCCGGUUCUGAUGGAGGCACCUCCUGGGCCCAGUGACUCACCACAAGAUCUAGAGUCUGUUGAGAAAAAAAUGGAUUUGGGAUGCUACAAGUCAGUGCUGGAGUUUGGAGAUGAUAUUGCUAGAAUCAUUCAAACAGCCAUUAACAAUGACGGUGGCCUGCCUGAGAGCCGCAAAGCUAACAGUAUGGUCAAAGCAUUUUUUAUUCGGCAAAUGGAUCGUGUCUUCCCGUGGUUCAAAAUCAGAAAUUCAAGGUUAUGGGAAAGACAAAAAGUCACAGCUAAUAGUGGUCUCCUCCCAAAUGCAGUACUGCCUCCAUCAUUGGACCAUAACUAUGCCCAGUGGCAGGAGAGGCAAGAACUUUCUCGAGCAGUACAACCCCUCUUCACAAAGAAGAUAAUUCCAGCUCCUUGUCCCCAGCCCCCGAGUGAACCAGAUUGUCCUUCAUUGCCUCCUCCUGUCCACCCAACGUUUCUCCUACCUCCUCCACUAUCAUCUGAUUAUGAGGACAGCCCAGAUUCCCCUUCUCCUCCUGGUAUUGGUGACAACAGGCAAUGUGCUUUAUGCCUCAAGUAUGGUGAUGAGAACCAUAAUGAAGGGGGUAGGUUGCUUUACAUUGGUCAGAAUGAAUGGACCCAUAUUAACUGUGCCCUUUGGUCUGCUGACGUGUUUGAGGAUGAUGAUGGCUCCCUAAAAAAUGUUCAUUUGGCUGUUCACCGAGGAAAGCAGAUGUGCUGUGAGAAGUGUCAAAGUCCUGGGGCCACAGUUAGCUGCUGUCUUACCUCUUGCACCAAUAAUUACCACUUUAUGUGUGCCCGCCAAUGUCACUGCAUCUUCCUGGAAGACAAGAAAGUGUAUUGUUCAAAGCACAGGGACUUAAUUAAAGGAGAUGUUGUGUCAGGGUUUGAGGUAACCCGCAGAGUGCUGGUGGACAUAGAGGGCAUGAGUCUAAAGAAGAAGUGGCUGUCGGGACUAGAACCUGAUGAUGUUCAUAUGAUAAUUGGCUCCAUGACAAUUGAUUGUUUGGGAAAACUGACUGAGUUCUCAGACUGCAAACGCAAGCUCUUUCCAGUGGGAUACCAAUGCUCAAGGGUGUACUGGAGUACUAUAGAUGCAAGGAAGCGCUGUGUGUACACCUGCAGGAUCCUAGUUUGCCAUCCUCCAGUGUCAGAAUGUGACCCCAAGAGCACAAUGACUCCUGAAGAAAAUCGCACAAUAGCACACAGUCCAUCUCCAAUAGCAGAUUUUCCAGAUCCAUUUGAGUCCCCAAGACGCUCUGACACACUUUCACCUUCAAGCACCCCUAAACUCAGGGUUUACACUAGAAAUCGGCACCCCAGUUACCCUCCAGCUGGCCCUAGACCUAUGCUUUCUCAAGGGGGCACCACUCGAACUCCAAGCCAUGAAGUUGUGACAGCAGGACAUUCACAGCCAAAUCCCACCGUUAAAAGUGUUGACUCACGACGCCACAGCUCUCCCUCUCUUUCCCCUCCUCAGUCGCUUAUCAGACAAAGAGGGGUUGUUUCUUCUCCCCAGAUUAUAUCAAGACCCCUAACAUCCCCACCUCCCCUAAUCCCAUCUCCUGCCAGAGACCCUGAAAGGUCGAAACAUCUCGGCAAAGAAUCUGCUCACAGGGAAGAUGAAAAAAGCAGGUUGUUCCCAACAGACAAAAACAGAUGGCAGCAGACAAGAGAUCAGUCACAUAAAGAUACAAACAAAGUGAGAGUGUUAAGUCGAGACCAAGUCUCUAAGGACACACAUAGGAAUAAAUCUAAAGAAAUCCGCCUGAAGGACCGGGGUCAAAUAUCAGCCAAAGAGCCUGAACAACAGAAAUCGUUGACCAAAGAGUCAAGUGUAAAGGACAUGGAUAGGGGACGAACCGUAAACAGGGACCACUAUAGAGAUCCAGAAAAAGAGAGACAACUGACUAAAAGCUCUGAAAAGGCACCCCAGCCCAGCAUGUGCUUAACCAACAGAGAAACAGAAAAAAAUAAAACAUCCUCCAGAUCCCAGUUAGUGGAAAAAAAUAAAUUGCUCAGUAGAGAUGCAGGUUUAAGAGACUCUAAUAAGCAUCGGCAUCAUAGUAGGGAAUCAGGGAAAGACUCAGGCCAAGGUAAAGACCGAUCAAGUCGAGACUCUGACAAGUGUAGACUUCACCCCAGAGACUCAAAUCACAGAAGCACAGAACGGUAUAAAGACUCAGGGAAAGACAGUCACCAUGGAUCUCAGUUUAAGUCUGGUGGUGAAAUUAGGAGCUCCAGACUGACCCCUACAGGUCAGGGCCAGACCUCUCCUCCUGCAGGCACUGCUGUUGUCACAGGACAGCUCGCUGACAGACAUGAAAAACACAGGAGCAAUGAACUUUCUUCAAACUCAUCUCGUCACAAAUCCCUCUCCUCAUCAGACUUCAACCAACUGAAAGAUAAGUCCAACUCAGGGAAGGUGAGCACCAGUAGCUCUGGAAAUGUAUUGCCUGCUACUUUACAGAAGACCCCACAUAUCGGAAAAUCUGGCUCCCCUCAGCCAUUUCAGAAAGGCAGUUCACAAAAAUCACAUGAUUAUGUUCAAAGCCCAAUCCCAGCAGCAGCACUGAAGCCUCUGUGGUCAUCAAGGUCACCAGCAGAUGAGGAUAAUUUAAAACAAGGAUCAAACUCCCCCACUGCAAAAGACAAACAUGCAAAAGUUAAAAAGUCAAGCAGCAGUCAAAUAGACAAAAGUCUGACAACAUGCAGCAGUGACAGUUAUUCCACUUUAAACAACAAUAAUAUUAAAAUGACUGGUAGCUCAAAAGUAGAUACUCACAACUCCAGCAGCAAUAGCAAAACACAAAUGAUCCGAAAUCACACCAAAGCUCAUAACAAAACUCAAGGAGAAAACAUUGAAAACUUGAAAGAAGAUAGAUCAUCUUCAAAAAGCAGACAGAUGCUCUCAGAUUCUGAUAAAAAGAUGACCCCAGAUCAUUCAAAACCAAUGCAGCAAGCAAGCUUAGCCAUAGAGAAGUCUCAAACAAAACACAACACAACUAACCAACUAUCUGUAAGAGAGAAAUCUUCUAAGCCCCCUACAUCUGCUUCUACGCCAACCAAUCCAAAUAGUGCAAACACUAUUGAUGGAAUUUCUUCUACUUGUCAUAGCACGGUCACUACCUCUUCUGUCUUACCUGCUGGUCAGGGAGGCUGCAGGUCUGCCAGCUCAGCUCACUUCUCCUCACCUUCCACUAACAGCGACGGGUCUGAGUCAGACACACACCCUCACACAGCAGAAGAAGCUCUGCACAGAGGGUAUUCCCAAGGCCUUCUUGCUCAAGGCACUGAGGAUGACACUGAAGGCCAUGAUGAUGAUCACAGGAGUUUAGAAGACAAGCACCAUGAGGAUGACAGUGAUGGCUCAGGAUCUGCUAAGAGACGGUAUCCCCGCCGCAGUGCUCGUGCCCGCUCUAACAUGUUUUUUGGUCUCACACCUUUUUAUGGAGUUCGCUCUUAUGGUGAGGAAGACCUCCACUUCUAUGGAGGUGAAGAGGGUGCAGGACAGAUGCUCAAGAAAAGGUCCGGAGGUCGUAAGAAGUCAGCAGAAGGGCAGGUGGAUGGAGCAGAUGAUAUCAGUUCAUCCUCUACAUCUGGUGAAAGCGGCGAUGAUGAGAGUAACAAUAACCCCUAUUACUACAACUUCACCCGAACAAUUAUCAACCCUGGAGAAGGACUCCCAUCAAUAGAAGGGAUAGACCAGUGUCUGGGGCAAGGCUCCCAACUCCAGCGCUUUCUCAAAGAUGAGGAGCAACAGAAAAGACAAGCAAGCACAGAUGAGGACCUGUUAAGUGGCUUGUCCUUGGGACAGCAGCAUAUUGGUCAGCUGGAUGGUGUUGAUGAUGGUUCAGAGAGUGACACAAGCAUUUGCACCACCAGCACAACAAGCACCACAGCCACUUCCACUCCUCAUAAAAACACCCCCAAGAGAAGGACCAGGGAGAGGCACUCUGAGAAGAUGGACUCGCACAAUUCCAACAAGGAUUCUGACAAUAGUGCAGGUGGAGGGGGCACAAACACACGAGAGGGCAGGAAACACCAGAAGGAAAACUGCCUUCCUCUUGGAGGAAAGUCUCAGGCACAAAGUCAAGGUCAGGAUCCCCUUGAUGCCCAGCUGUCUCUCAGUACUGACUUGCUUAAGUCUGACUCAGACAACAACAACAGUGAUGACUGUGGUAACAUUUUACCCUCCGACAUAAUGGAGUUUGUUCUAAACACGCCCUCGAUGCAGACUUUGGGCCAACAGGCAGAGUCUUCCUCAUCAGAACUACUGCUCGAUGAGGGCUAUGUUGGAGUAGACGUCAACAGACGCAAAGACAUUCUCUUUGAAGAUUUUCCGCAGCCCCUGUCCAGUUCUGAGAGUGGAGGUGGAGUAGAGAGCAAUGUUAACAACUCCAUGUCUGUGGAGGAGCCAUACCUGCCUCUAGCACUUCCUUCUGACCUCUCUGUCCUCACCACUCGCAGUCCAACUGUUAGCACCAAUCAGAACCACACAGCUGGUAGUCUUAUCACAGACACCUCAGACCGUAGCAUGCUGAGCUUAACCCCUGACUCAGGCUCAAUUAGUGGAGGUAAAACUAGCAACAAGAAAAGAGCAGAAAAUCAACAUGACCCUACUACUUUGGGAAAUCGAGAUACCCAAGUGACUGACGGUCACAUGACCCCGGAGCAGUUUAUUCCUAGUCCUGCCAUUGGCCAGGCAGUAGAAUCUACUGUGAACCCUGAUGUUCCCCGGACUGCUGGAACUCCAAGCCUACCAAGUUCUCCAUCUAUUCCACUGCAGGGUCAGAAAUACCUCCCAGCUGCAGGAAGCCCUAGCCCAGUUACUGUGGCAGGACCUCCCCAAGUCACCAGCCCUGCAGUCAUUAAGACAGGCCCUGACAAGCUUAUUGUGGUUAAUCAACAGUUUCAGCCACUAUAUGUUCUCCAAACUGUGCCGAAUGGAGUUACUCAAAAGAUUAGUGCUACAGGAGUUAUGGAUACUAGCUCCUCAGCAGUGCUGAGUUCCAUGACAUUGACAACAGGUCUGAACACUAGUCUAACUCCAGCUCAGCAAAUAUUUCCUGCUACAGGGAAGGUUCUUAGCACAGUGGCUCAUCCCUCUCAGAUUCACACUUUCACAGGACCUGCACAGACAGGAUUCCCAACAGGAAUCCCCAGUACCACCUCAGGAUUGCUUAUUGGGUUGUCCUCGCAGCCCCAAGAUCAAUCCCAGAUUCUAGUAUCAGAGGCUGGUCGACCACAUGAAUUUGGCCCAAAUCUUACUAUUGUUUCCAGUCCUUCUACAUUAACGUCUUCAUCUAUUCUCCCUUCUGCUCAUGGGAAGAAAAGACCAAUUUCCCGCCUCCAACCAAGAAAAAAUAAAAAGCUGGCUCGAUCCCGGAGUCAGCCUUCUCUGGCCCGUUCUGAUGCACCUCCUCCAAACAUGACUCUUAUCAACUUCUCAUCCUCACAGAUUACCAGCAUCCCAGGCCAACCUGCUGGUCUUGUUGAGCUCAAUACUCUUUCAACAUCUCAACGCAAAGUUCCAAACAUAAUUAAACGGCCUAAAUCUGGUGGGGUGAUGUAUUUAGAUCCCACUAGUCUUCUACAGCAGAGACUUCCUCCUACUCCAUCUGGGAUUUUAGGGCAUGAUACAUCUACCCACCUUUUACCAUGUACAGUGUCUAGUCUCAACCCAAGUCAGUCUGUGUUAAAUGUUGUGUCAGUGCCCCCUAGUGGAGUACUUGGACCAGGGUCAGUUUCCUUGUCCACUCCUGUCCUGAGCUCUUCUGACAUCACAGGAUGCACACCUCAGCCUAUGCCUCUGCUCUCCUAUAAAGACUAA
Molecule: messenger RNA, 11456 nt
Organism: Boleophthalmus pectinirostris (great blue-spotted mudskipper)
Lineage: Eukaryota; Metazoa; Chordata; Actinopteri; Gobiiformes; Gobiidae
Gene: kmt2a
Product: lysine (K)-specific methyltransferase 2A
Exons: 27
Coding region: 30-11456 (3808 amino acids)
Biological process (GO): positive regulation of DNA-templated transcription
Cellular component (GO): histone methyltransferase complex; nucleus
Molecular function (GO): histone H3K4 methyltransferase activity; DNA binding; protein binding
Source: RefSeq, a predicted model, not a curated record